This is a messenger RNA of Phyllotreta striolata, 1002 nucleotides long. The record is from the annotation of a GenBank genome assembly. Lineage: Eukaryota; Metazoa; Arthropoda; Insecta; Coleoptera; Chrysomelidae.
AUGAGAUUAAUAGUCUCUUUAUUGAUAUUAAACGUGUUGUUUGAUCAAUCUUAUUCGGCAAAUUCUUCAUUGAAACGAUGGCUACAAUUCAAGCAAAAAUUCGGCAAAACCUACAGGAAUCAAAGCGAAGAACGCGCCCGCUUCCAGGCCUUCGGCGACAACCUGAGGCUCAUAACGCGCCACAACGCCAUCUACAAGCAGGGCCUCUCCGGCUACUGGAUGACCGUCAACAAAUUCGCCGACAUCACGCCCAAGGAGUUCGCCCACAUGCUGCGCAAGCAGAACCCCAAUCAACCGGACGCCGACGUCUACGCCGGCUUCGAUCCGACGCCUCUCCUCGACCGGCCCAACGUCAACGCUUCGGAGAGCGUCGACUGGCGUCGGCUGGGCGCCGUCACCGACGUCAAGGACCAGGAGGCCUGCGGGUCCUGUUGGGCGUUCAGCGCUAUCGGCGCUAUCGAAGGUCAACACGCCAUCCGCAACGGAAGACUGGUGUCGUUGAGCGAGCAAGAGCUGCUGGACUGCUCGGGCGGGUACGGUAACGGGGAUUGCGACGAGGGCGGCAGCAUGGAGGCGGCGUUCGAGUACGCGCGCGAGCACGGCGUCAGGGAGGAGCGGUACUACCCGUACCAAGGGCGUCGCGGCGUCUGCAUGGGCGGGGGGUCGCUGCCGACGGUCCGCGUACGAGGCUACAGGUCCGUGGAAAGGGACGAGGCCGCCUUGAGGAAUGUAGUCGGUACCAUCGGGCCGACGUCUGCAGGAAUCUACGCGGAACUGAUCCAAUUCUACGCCGGUGGAAUUUUCGACGAUGCGCGCUGCGUGAGUACUUACAGCACCUUGAACCAUGCGGUACUGAUAGUCGGAUACGAUCGCGAUCCGACGGACUAUUGGAUCAUCAAGAACUCCUGGGGCACCGAUUGGGGCGACGAGGGGUACUUCAAAUUGGCCCGAAACAAGGACUACUGCGGCAUCGCCCUGCUGGCGUCCUAUCCCAUUAUUUAG